Molecule: messenger RNA, 3942 nt
Organism: Dicentrarchus labrax (European seabass)
Lineage: Eukaryota; Metazoa; Chordata; Actinopteri; Moronidae
Gene: tnfrsfa
Product: tumor necrosis factor receptor superfamily, member a
Exons: 10
Coding region: 261-1610 (449 amino acids)
Biological process (GO): TRAIL-activated apoptotic signaling pathway; positive regulation of apoptotic process
Cellular component (GO): plasma membrane; cell surface
Molecular function (GO): protein binding
Source: RefSeq, a predicted model, not a curated record
CCUCUCUCUCCCUCCCUCUCUCUCUCUCUCUCUCUCUGCCUCCACAGAAAAAGCCCGUAAAGGCUUGACAGUGACAAGAGUAGACUCAUGAAAGAAACCUCACGACGGAUAGUUUUAAAGCUGGACUUUGAGUGGGGCCGUUUUCCCUUUUCCCGACUAUAAGUGUGUGUGUGUGUGUUUUUCAAGAGGCUUUUAACACUGGUGGUUCGUAACGCGAAAUCCAAGUCGCCGGGAUUUCCUCUCAUCUCGAAGUUCCCAAGAUGAACUUCGGUCCGGUGCUCGGGAAACUUUCUGUGUUGGUGGCAGUUGCCCUCAUCGGGCUGGUUUGUCACGCAGCAGAACUUCCAGCAUCUCAGUGGUCCAGCGAUGAAUACAAAAACCUCACCCUCCGACGACCCAGAACGUGUGUCGAGAAUGAGCAGUACCUCCACCAGGGACUCUGCUGCCUCAAUUGCCAAGCUGGAACUUAUGUGCACAAGGAAUGUGAAAGAGACCAAGAACAAGGGAGCUGUCUUCCCUGUGAGCCUGGACAGACGUACACAGAGCACUCCAAUGGGAUGUACCGCUGUUUGCCCUGCACACACUGCCGCUCAGAUGAGAUUGAAACUGCAUCGUGCACCACAACUACAGACACCAGGUGCCAGUGCAAACCAGGAACCUUCUGUGUCCCAGAUCAGGCCUGUGAAGUCUGCAAACGCUGUGCCAAGUGUAAACCAGGAGAGGAGGAGGUGAAGACGUGCACCCCGUUUUCUAACACAGAAUGUCGAAAACGGAAUCCGUCACCUACCAAGACACCCCUAACCCCUUCUACACCAACCCCUACUUCUCCAGCAGACAUCGUUAUGCCCAUAUGCAUUUCCCUGGUCAUCAUCUUCUUCAUCCUCCUCAUUGUACUGGCUCUGUGGUGGUUCAUAAUCAAGAAUCGUUCAUGUGAAAUACCAUGUUCAAAGAGCCAUUGUGACUCCAGUGAAAUCGUGAAGAUUCCUAUUGAUGAGAGUGGAGCCACAGCCGAGGAGAGACAGAACAAUCAGAACGCAGGUCUGGAGGGGGAAGAGUCCCGCCCGGAGUCACGGCCCCUGCUGCAGGAGACCCAGGCUGGGAUGACCAAGGCCUCCCCUCCCCUCGAAGACGAGGACCGAGGACUGGGAGACAGUCUGCCCAACACCACUAGUUCGUCUCAAACCAGCCUGUCAGCCCUGCCCACAGCGGCUUCUUCUGGAAGCACCCCACACCAGAGCCCCACGGCUUUCAGACUGCCGCCUGCAGACAUGGAUGAUCCUCUGCGACAUCGACUGGUGCCACUACAAGGGUCAGAAAAAUCCCUAAAGAAGAGCUUUGAUUUGUUCGACGAGUACCUGGAUGUGCGGAUCCAUAACAAGUUCUUCAGAAUGAUUGGAGUCAGUGACAACCACAUUCGGAUUGCGGAGAACGGCGCCCCUGGUGACAAAGUGUAUGAACUGCUGAAGAACUGGAUGCAGAGGCAGGGACUAAAAGCCGACAUCAACGACCUGUUAGAGGCUUUGCUAAGUAUGGACCAGCGGCGCUCAGCUGAAAGCAUCGCCUCUGCAGCCCUGCAGAGAGGCUACUACAAGUACGCAGACACACCCUGAGAGCUGAAGUAACAGGGACUGCAAAUGAAGAAAAAACACAAAGUACUUAAUGCAAGAAAACUAAAAGCACACAGACACUGUCGGUGGACAUUGUGUCAGGCGAACAGCCUUACCUCUUUGUGGCUGACCAGCCAUGUAUUCAAAAGCCAGUAGUUUUAAAAAGAAAAACACAAAAAGGGGAAGGUCGAGCCGUAUUGAUCAGAGCUCUGAGGAUGUUGACUACUUGCCAAAUACGGAGGUGUAAUAAUGAAAAUGAAGAAUACGUUUUGUGGUUAAAUUUAAAGAUAUUGUGCGACCAUGAAAUUUUUUUUUUCAAAUAGAGCAGAAAAACAUGAAGGUGUCAACUUCCACACGCAGAAAUGGUUGCAUGUUUUAGGCUCUACUGAAGCAACGUUCAUCCAAAUACUGAAAGCUUAGAAGUCUCUGGGUGUGUGUCACUCUACCCAGAUCAGAAUACACUACCUGGAGACAAGGAUAUACACUGGUUUGUAGGAGUGGCAUUAGCUGUGUCACUAAUACUGUGCCUCUUUGUUGCACUGACCUCUGGCACAUGUAGGAUUUAAGACUACAAUCAUGCUAUAUUUGUUGUUUUGUAGAUUUAGGCUUCUCUGAAACCUUAUGUAACAGUCCAUGAACCUUUUUCUGAUGAAUGACAGGAAAAGAUUGUCCAUUUGUUAUGACAAUGUGCAGCCUUACUAAUCAUAAACUUUACCUCUUCAGUGCCAUUUGAUAAUCUAAAUUUAUUUAGGUAUACAUUUUUAUUAUGAUUUCAUUAUGGUCAUAGAGCGUAGUGAUUCAGAAAUGUCACAUUGGAGAAAUGUUUUCAGUCUUUGUCGUCCAGUCUUUUAAAUGUUGUGUUACUACGCGCACACACACACACACACACACACACACACACACACACACACACACAAGGACAUCAUAGAAGGAAUUUCACAAGCUGUUUCUGUUGGAGCAACUGUUAAUAGUUUAGUCAAAUGUAUCCAUAAUGUUUCCAUGUAACUUGGAGAACCUAAAGGUCAUUUUAUUUAUUGACAUAUUUAUUGUAAUGAAUAAUAAUUAACUUUCAUUAUUUAUACCAUUGCCAAAAAUGACCCUGCAUAACAAGCACACACUGUGUACACACGUUUGUGUUGUGAUUACAACGUUUGGCUACAGGGCAGAAAACGACUGACAUCAGAUUUUUCAAGGUAUGGUUGAAACUUGCAGCGUUCAGUUGAAACCUUUUCAUUUUUGCUGCAUUGUGUUAAGUUUAAGCACCCUGGUCCACACUGUCACUGUAUCAAUGUUACGUGUGCCAUUUCUUCACAAGUGAGUUUCCACUGUGACCACAUUCAGCACAUUGUUGAAGCUUUCAUGAUGCUAAAUGCAGAAUGUGUCAUUUCAAAUUGGAGUUAAGGUGACAUCAAUCUCUGAAGAAAAUGAGGAUUGACCUGUUGAGUCCAACCGUUAAUAGUAAACCGACUGACCAAACAGUCCUGCUGUACAUGUCAGUAGGGACAUGGGAUGCAGGUACGGAUUGUUUUGUCUUGGUUAGACUCAGACAAGAUGAAGGAAACCUUUUCUGGAUUUAACAGGAAGUUCAAAUUUAUUUCCCUAAUUCUGUCACAUGUACAUACAAAUGUCCAGAGAGUGUACAAGCCUCACAAAGUCUAUGUGUAUAUGUAUAUAUGCAGCUCUAUUAACAAACCAAAAUGAAUAUAGUGAGGUAUGAAGUUAUUGAGAACAACAGAAACGCCAACCAGAGCAGUUGGCUGUUGAGGUUGUGACAUUUUAAACUAGAUUUUGCCCAUUUUUCUGCAGUCUCUUAUGUAUAAAGGAAAGAGUUACAGAGUUAUAUAUUAUUGCUCAAGAGUGAUGCUACAGUGCUGGCACUGCCAUCUAUUGACGGACAAUGAAAAUGCAGCCUGCAUCAAUUUCUAGGGACCCUGUACACCCCUCUCUCACUUACCAUCCUUACCCUUUUAACUUUAUUUUUAACGCAUCCAUUUCUUAGACUUUUCUUUGACAAUUCCUCUUUGCCUUUCCUGAAGUAGCAUAGCAGUGAAUAGGCUCCAGUGCAUGUUUUGUUCACUCUGUGGCAGUUCAUGUGAGUGUAAUGUCUUCCUUUUUUAAAAAAAAAUUAUUUCUGUUUUUACUUUUACAUAUUUAAUUGCAAGUCCUAAGCUGUUCAAUUAACUUCCUUUUACUUUUGUAAAAACGUUCUGUGCGUUGCCGUUAAGCCAUUUCCUCCUUAGUUAUUGUUUGCUUGUCAUGGAUUUCAGAUAUAAAUUAUGCAAAUACAUCAAAGCUGUUUUUAUGUCAAUUUUAAAUAAAUGUUUUGUACAGAUAA